This is a messenger RNA of Ceutorhynchus assimilis (cabbage seed weevil), 929 nucleotides long. The record is from the annotation of a GenBank genome assembly. Lineage: Eukaryota; Metazoa; Arthropoda; Insecta; Coleoptera; Curculionidae.
AACAAAAUGACCUGCCGAUUUCGAGGUCUGUUGUAUUCGAAUCAUCCGCGCCGGUGAUCUGUGGUGUUGCUCAAUUUCUCGAUCCAUCAUGAAAGUUUUGAUCGUUCUAACCAUUGUCCUGGGCGUGUCUUUUGCUCAAAGACGCGCAGCACCGCAAGGUUUCCAGAACGAACAACUUGAUGAGCAAGCGCUUCAACAAGCCGGACAACAACCAUCAAUUUCGAAUGCCAGACAGAAAGAACUGACCACUCCUAUUCCUAUCAUUAGAUUCGAUAAGGAACAAGGAAAUGAUGGUUCAUAUAAAACUUCGUGGGAAACUGGUAACAACAUAAUUGCUCAAGAAGAAGGUUACCUGAAGGACUUGGGACCAGAUCCAGAAGAAGAAGGUGCCGUGCUUGCCGCUCAAGUGCAACAAGGUUCCUAUUCUUACACCGCUCCCGAUGGUCAGCUUAUUUCUGUGAAUUAUAUUGCUGAUGAAACUGGAUUCCACGUGACGGGUGACCAUUUGCCAACACCGCCACCGGUCAGUGCUGAAGUACAAAAAGGUUUGGAUUUGAUUUAUGCUGGAAUUAAGGCACAACAAGAAGCAGAUGAAAGGGAAGCUAAACAAAACCCACAAAGAUUAUAAUAAUAAUUUUUAAGUUAUAAUUAAAUACUUAAGUGAGAUAUUUGAAAGACUUUUUUGUGAUGUAUUCUCAUAUUAUAUAUGUGCUUGUUUUUGAAAAUUUUAAAAAUUAUCUAUUUGUAUUAAAAAAAGUUCGGAUCUAGUCCACUGUUUUAUGAAUGUUUUUUUGUAAUUUGUGCUAUCAAAAAUCUUAUGAAGAGUACAACCUCCUGCUAUAAUUAUGUUACCAAUUAUUAGGAUUUUUGUAAGAAAAUAUAAUUUUUUUUAGUAUGCAAUUAUCAUUGAUUGAUUGAUUUGAAAGGGG